Molecule: messenger RNA, 939 nt
Organism: Knipowitschia caucasica
Lineage: Eukaryota; Metazoa; Chordata; Actinopteri; Gobiiformes; Gobiidae
Source: the annotation of a GenBank genome assembly
AUGAAAGAGGUGCUCAAAGGGGACAGCGCUGCUCAAGAGGGGGCAGGGGUGCUCAGGGGAGGGACAGUGGUGUUCAAGGGGGGACAGGGCUGCUCAGGGGGGGACAGGGGUGCUCAAGGGGGGACAGAAGUGCUCUGGGGGGGACAGGGGUGCUCAAGGGGGGGACAGACGUGUUCAGGGGGGGACAGGGGUGCUCAAGCGGAGACAGAAGCGCUCAGGGGGUGGGAGGGAUGCUCAAGGGGGAAGAGGGGUGCGUCGAUCAGCUGGGCAAAGUUCAGAUGGGACCGCAAGGACCCACUGGAGAGACUGGUCCUGUCGGUGAAAGAGGCCACCCUGGACCUCCUGGACCACCCGGAGAACAAGGUCUACCAGGGGCUGGAGGCAAAGAAGGAGCAAAGCCACGACUCCGUGAAGCUGAUCAAGUUCGCGGACGACACCACCCUCAUUGGACUCAUCUCCAACAACGAUGAGUCCGCCUACAGGAGGGAGGUGGACCGGCUGGUGUCCUGGUGCAGUGGUAACAACCUGGAGCUGAACGCCCAGAAGACAGUGGAGAUGAUUGUGGACUUCAGGAAGAGCACUGUCCCCCCGCCCCCACCCUCCGUGAUGGACUCCCCCAUCACCUCUGUGGAGUCCUUCCGUUUCCUGGGCACCACCAUCACCCAGGACCUCAAGUGGGAGCCGACCAUCAGCUCCCUCAUCAAGAAGGCCCAGCAGAGGAUGUACUUCCUGCGGCAGCUCAGGAAAGCCAAGCUGCCUGCACAGAUGUUGGUGCAGUUCUACACGGCCAUCAUCGAGUCCAUCCUCACCUCCUCCAUCACCGUGUGGUUCGCUGGAGCCACAGUCAGGGACAAACAGAGACUACAGCGCAUUGUGCGCUCUGCAGAGGAAGUGAUCGGCCGCAGCCUUCCAUCGCUGCAGGACCUUCUUGGCACUUGA